Caenorhabditis elegans is the source of this 930-nucleotide messenger RNA. It is a transcript of the gene fbxa-47, whose product is annotated as F-box domain-containing protein. The record is from RefSeq and is marked reviewed. The transcript is spliced from 4 exons. Bases 1 to 930 code for a protein of 309 amino acids. Lineage: Eukaryota; Metazoa; Nematoda; Chromadorea; Rhabditida; Rhabditidae.
AUGCCCGAGACACCAACUUUGCUAGAUAUACUCGAUGUCGCUGAGCAAGUUUUUGAAAAAAUGGAGCCCCUGGAUUUAUUGGUUUCUCGAAAAGUAUGUCGUAGUUUAAGGACGGCCGUAGAUAAAUUUGGUAUUUGCUUUGAUGAAAUUCACAUUUACUUGUACGAAAAUUUCAUUGAACUUGAAUUGGACCGAAAUCUGAUAAAAUACAGUAAAGCUCCCGAUUCACAAAAUCAAAGUUACUUCAAUUUUCUAUGGCCAGCACAGGAUGCUACGAUUGUGACAUAUGAAGGCCAGGAAACCCGAAUUGAGGGAAAAAACUAUGCCAGGGCAGCGUUUGAGGAUCUGAAAAAAGCAAUGAAGCACGUGUCAAGCUUCUAUAUUGAUAGCUAUCCUGGAUGUGAUUUUAUGAAAAUUUUAGUCGAAUCUUUAAAAUCUGAAGAAUGUAUUCACGCAAAGGAAAUAACUCUUCAAGAAUGCUCUUUACUCGCUAUCCUCCCAUUUUUCGAUGCUCUGGAGAGUAUUCAAAUGUUUGCUUGUGAUGAAGAAUUUGAGCAGAUUAUUCAUUCGGAUCAGUGGAAAAAUGCGAAAAAAUUCCGAUUUGAGGCCUCUUGGUUGCACAGCAAAUACAUUGAACAUUUGUUCCACCUUCAGAAUUUCUAUAUUUACGAAAUGAUCGAUUUUUCCACUCAAGCUGCAAUUAAAAUUAGAGAUGAUCUAAUGAGAAGAAGCACAUUUGAAAGUUGUGAGAUAUACAUUCGAGAAGCACACCCGAUCGAGCUUGCAAAAGUAUUCAAACCGGACUAUACUGGCGGCGAUGAAUUUGAAAUUAUAUAUUUAACCGAUGAUUUUGAUUUUUUGAUCACAUGUACACGCUCUGAACUUGGAACCUGUAAUUCAUUUAUUUUUAUAGUGCAAAGCUUAUUUUAA